Frankliniella occidentalis (western flower thrips) is the source of this 2056-nucleotide messenger RNA. RefSeq names its product cytochrome P450 4c3-like. NCBI's taxonomy places the organism in Eukaryota, Metazoa, Arthropoda, Insecta, Thysanoptera, Thripidae. The record is from RefSeq and is a predicted model, not a curated record. Gene Ontology annotation, molecular function: oxidoreductase activity, acting on paired donors, with incorporation or reduction of molecular oxygen; heme binding; iron ion binding. Bases 181 to 1722 code for a protein of 513 amino acids. The transcript is spliced from 6 exons.
AAUAAGACAGUCGAUCGCCCGCGGCAGACGUAGCGGGCCAGCAGGCCGAGCGGAAGCAUCGAACCGGCAGCAGCAGGAGGAGCACGAGGUAAACGCGCCACCGUAAAUGCACGGCGGGUAGUAGGGCCUGUGAGGGCCAGGCCUCGACGAGGGAAGCACAAUCUCAAACUCAGAGCCAAUAUGAUCUCCGCGCUGACGAUUGUGCUGCUGGCACUGCCCCUGGUGCUGUACGUCGUCGACAAGGUGCGCAGGACCAGCAAGCUGGCCCACCUGGCGGGACCCAGCUACCCGCUGCCCCUCCUCGGCCACCUGAAGGAUAUGUUCGGCCCCCGGGCCACCUUCCUCGACCGCUGCAACGCCUUCCUUCAGCGAUGGGGCCCGGAGCCCGUCAAGUUUUGGGUCGGCGAGACGCCGUCCGUUUCGCUCACCCGGCCCGAGGACCUGGAGCCACUGCUCAGCUCACAACGCGAGGUGUUCAAGCCCGACCAGAUGUACAAGGCCGUGAGUGGCUUUUUCGGAGACGGCCUUAUCACCCUAAACGGCGACCAAUGGUUCGCGCACCGCCGCGCCCUGACCCCUGCCUUCCAUUUCAAAGUGCUGGAGCGGUACGCGGGCAUCUUCACGCGGCGCGCGGCCGCGUUGGCGGAGCAGCUGUCCUCCGAGGUGCCAGCCGGGCAGAGCUUCAACAUCGUGCGCCCGCUCGGCGCCUUCGUGAUCGGCAGCAUCAUGGAGACGGCGUUCGGCAUCGACGCCGCGACCGACGAGUCGCACCGCUCCGACACGAUGGACAGGCUGGUCCGCGCCACCGAGGACGCCUUCUUCAUCGUCAUGCACCGCAUCUUCCACCCCUGGCUGCUCAUCGACUUCGUGUUCAAGCUGACGCCGCACGGCCGCGUGGCCCGGGACCACGAGGACAUCAUCUGCGACAUGACGCGGAGGGUCAUCGCCGCCAAGAAGGCGCAGCUCAAGCAGGGCGCCAAAGACGCGGCGGCCGACCAGGACGACGUCAAAGGAGCCGUGGACGACGACGACGGGGUUCGCAAAAAAUUUACCUUCCUGGACAUGGCUUUGGGUGACAAGUCCCUCGUCCUGUCCGACAAGGAGAUCAUCGAGGAGGUGCGCACGCUCAUCGCAGUGCAGCAGACGACGGCGUCCACGCUCAGCUUCAUCGCCGUCAUGCUCGCGCUCAACCCGGAGGUGCAGGAGCGCGCCCGCGCCGAGGUCCGCGAGGUGGACGCCGUGGAGGGCCUGCUGCCGCUCGACCGCCUCAAGCGGCUCAAGUACGUGGAGCGGGUCAUCAAGGAGACGCUGCGCCUCUUCCCCGUCACGGCCGCCUUCGGCAGGAAGCUGAAGAGCGAGGUGAAGCUGCCCACCCAGACCAUCCCCGCGGGCGUGGUGAUCAACAUGUUCGUGUACCGGACGCACCGCGACCCCCGCCACUGGCCCGAGCCCGAGCGGUUCGACCCGGACCGCUUCCUGCCCGAGCAGUGCGCGGGCCGCCACCCCUACGCCUACGUGCCCUUCAGCGCGGGGCCGCGCAACUGCAUCGGCCAGCGCUACGCCAUGCUGCAGAUGCUGGCCGUCGUGUCGGCGUGGCUCGCGCGCUUCCGCUUGCUGCCCGGGGACGGCUGCGAGUCGCGCGAGGCCCUGCGCGUCAACAUGGACAUCUUCCUCUGCAUCGAGGGCGGCGCCAACGUGAGGCUCGAGCCGCUCGAGGCCUAAGGCCGAGCUUUGUCGGCCGACAUCUGCGGGGGGAGCGAGACCAGAUAGAGAUCGAUAGACUGAGAGAUGACGUACAUUCUGACUAAAAGUUUAUUGUGUUGUUGGCGAUGGCACGAAGAAGAUGACGUAUCUCACGCCGAAAAGUAUACGAAUGGCGUUUACAAUAUCAUAUGCUGAUCACAUAUGUUAUUAACUUAUCACUUUAAAUUAUCAGUCACAUACAGAAAAAAGUUAUUUCCAUUUUCUAUACAUGACCGUGUAUAUACACUCUUAGAAAUACAAAAUCACAAGAGGUUUUUUUUUCGCGACAAUACAGCAGCAAAUUAACAAGCCA